UUCUACCUCUUCUUUAGGUUUAUCCUUUUCUUUUCUCUUGUUUUCUCACUCACUCUGUUUUCCUUUCCCCCUUCUCUCUCCCGACUGUCUCCGCCCCCACUUUAACUUCCACUGUAUCUUCCUAGUCACCGUUUAUUUGUUUAUUUAUUUCUAAUUAUUAUGCUGUUAUUUCGCAGUGUUACAAAUUCCGAUACUUAGCGUGAGUAUAUAAUGUAAGAGGUGCGCCUGUUAACUGCAUUAGCGAAGUUAACGAUGGCCAGUACGACGGGGCCUUCUGGUUCCGUCGUUACUCGGUCUCCUGCCAAGUCAGGUAAUAAGUCGAUUCCAUCGAGUCCCAAAUAUUCUGAAUCAAGGAACCGACAGAAAAACAAGAGUUCACCGAAGAAAUCAAACGAAGCUGCUUCGUCUUCUUAUCGGAAUUCCGAUAACUUUUCUAGAGAUGUAAAUACCAACUCGAGUUCGAACCGCAACGAUGUCACAAAAGGCCAACGAAUGCAAAAUAAAAAAGGCAAAAAGACUGGCGAUUCAAAAAUAAAAAUGAAAUUUUUUAACUGCAUGAAAUAUAUGAAAUCCUGGUUGUUUUGGUUUAGCAUCAUUGUUGCUGUAGUUGCUAUUUUGUACAAGAAAUCAAUUGACAAAUUGAACUACGAAAAUGCCAAGCAAGAACUUCUGGCCAGCGUAGGAGAGGCGGGACUGAAGUUGUUCGACCAAUAUGACUUGGACGAAGACGGUUAUUUGUCUUUAAAUGAAUUUAUUCCGAUUACCCACAGAUUAAUUGACGUCAGGGUUCCAUUCGAGUAUAAUUUCCAGUUUGAUGUUGAAGAUGAAGCAUUCGUAAUGGAGGCCAGCUUCGUUCCUCUUACACCUUCUUCCAUGAAGAAGAUUAUUGAGGAAGGUGAACAGGUUAUGGAAACUCAGAACUGUUUUGCUGGACUCAAAGAAUGGCAAAAACCAGCCAAGAAUCUCAUGAUAUAUUCUGCUAAACACUUCAAACCUUUUCUGCCAACCAACCCAGAUUUCAUGAACUCUGUGGGUAAAGUCUACACGCUGUGGGAAGGCAGUAGAUUCCAGUACAUUACUGGACAAAUGCCAAGCAGCAACAGAUAUUUUCCAUCUCUAUUUACAGACAACCAAGCUAUUUUCCACAGUCUCCUUUCUAUGUUUCACCCGCGCCCAUUUCUCCUGUCACGUUUUGAACCACAGGGAGCUGUGGCUUGCAUUAGAGCAUACAAUUCUGAGUUGGUGGACAUAGCUUUUAGAAUACAUGCAGAAUUCCAGCUGAAUGAACGACCAAAUCUUCCAUUUUGGUUCACUCCAGCAUAUUUCUUUGGCAAUCUCAUCAUUAACAAAAAUGCUACGUCUCUCAUGAAGUUCCAUCUUGCUGUACCAACUCACAAUAAACUCAAUGUUGACAUGGAAUGGCUGACAGAUGUGGCUGAUGAAGUCAAUAUGGAAGUCAACAUUGGAUUCCUACCCAAAAUGGAACUGAAGUCCCUCAGCAGAUCUGCUGUUCACACUGACCAAAUUGAUGUGGAAGGUAUUGAUGAGGAGGUUAACAACCAAGAAAUAUCAUCUAUUUCAUGGACGGAAGAAAUCUCCAUGGAAGAAGCAAUGAAAAGUAUGGAAGCCAGAAUGUUUCCUUUUAAGGAAGUCCCUUAUUAUAACUUUACUUCAGCCUUUAAAAAGGCCCAGGCUGAACGGAAAUUAGUUCACUCCAUCGUAUUAUGGGGUGUACUAGAUGAUCAGAGUUGCUGAGGUUCAGGGCGAACCCUGCGAGAGACUGCUCUCCAGAGUUCGCCCGUUAUGUCUUUCCUUAAGGAGCACUUUAUCAGUACUUCUUGCCUUGUUGUUGAUCUUGAGGAUCUGAAGAAAGGCAAAGACGAGGCUGCUAAAGUUGCAACUAUGUUCCUUGAGAAUUAUAAAUUUCCUGUCAUGAUGAUGGUAUCUCUCCCCAAUGGCACUAUCUUGAAUAAAGUAAAUGCCAAUGAUCUCCUUGAUGCUCCAUCUGACUUUUGGAAUAUAGGGUUUCAAAACCCAACCUCCGUGGCUUACUUAAAUUUCUUGAAGACAGGUUUUCAAAGUAGUUUAAAGUACCGUACGAGACCAAACCUAUAACCUGUAAAGUCGGGAAUUGCAGAUUAACAAAUUUAUGUUAUGUUUAUAUCAUUAUUAUUUUAAUUAUAUGAAAUAUAUAUUUUUAUAUAGAAUUCAGCUAAGAACUAAAGCAAGUUCUGUGAUAUGACUUGUUAAAUUUCUUCCAAACCUGCACACAUUUAGUUAUGCACACUCAGUUGAUACCUGAAUGAUGGCACCAAUGUAAAACCUUAAAUGGUAAGUUUGUGCCUGAUGCUGAAAUCUGGGUACAUACUGGAUGUGCACAACUGAACUGAGAAAGAGAAACAAACUCUUAGCUAUAUAUUUAGGUACAUCUUCAAUAGAAGAUUGAGGUUAAUUUUUUUACUGUUGCAAAGUUUUAUAUUGAACUAGUUAAAAUAAAUUUAAUAAAGAUCUGUUUACAUGUAUAUAUUCUGCAGCAUUGGUUACCGUAUCUGUCUCACACAUACUUACCUGUUAUACUCUUUCAGUCUUAUUUUCUCUACAUAAACAACCAGUCACACUUAGACAUACGAAUGCAUAGAGUUAUUCUUUCCCUCAGACACACUCUAUCUUAUUCAUUCCAAUACUCUCACAAAUUAUUUUGAUUUUGUAAAAUGCCAGGCUACUGGUUAGAAGUUCAUAUCUUAACAUCAGUUCUGCAGGGUCUCUUUUGAUAAGGGGGAAAAAAAAACCUGAACUUCCUCUGACCUAGUCUACUUCCUUGCUAUGUUGAUAUUUUGGCCCACAUUAGCAAUGAUCAAAGGCAUUCAAACUUUGACUGUUCCAUCUUUUAUUCACAUGGUGUAUCUAAGACUUAAUUAUCUAAUAUGUCCCAUGUUUGUUUUAAAAAUGAUAUUAGGGUAUUAUUUGAGGGAAGUUUGGUUGCUAUUUCUAGCAGUGUAUUCUUUCUUGAAUCGCUAUUAUAUUAUGAUGAAAUGAUCAAAGGUACCUUUGUAACCCUGUUGACUGAGGUACAUUACUUACACAUACACAAAAGCUGGUAACUAAAAUACAGUAAUCCCAUGACUAUCACAGGUGUUACAUUUCAAAAGCCCCCCCAUGAUAUUUGAAAAUCUGAAAAGUAGAAACAGUACUGUACUGUAUAUUUUUUAAAAUUAUUUUUCUAAUUUGUAUAUAUUUAUUUUAUUAUAAAUGCAAAACAACACCAUGGAAGAAUCAACAUAAGCUUAAAUAAUAAACCGUGAUAUGGCGAAGGAUUACUGUACUCUUAUUCUGGCACAAAAGAAAUAGCUAAAAGCUUUUAUCUUUCAAGGCUUUUAACUGCAUUUAAAGGCAAGUCUUGGAUGUGAGUGAAAUCUAGCAGCUGUUGCCAGAAAUGUGGCACAAAUGAAUCCAAAGACCCAGUCUUCAUGAUGUGGUUAAUAAUAUACAAACAUACACUAUCUUACAUACAUAGUUAAAGUUCACAUACAUAAUUCAGUCAUUAUUUAAAGGGUUUUGCUUCUCUCUCUGUAGCCUGGGACUCUGUAAGGAUCUUCAUGAGAGAUUUGGAACUCAGUAUUUCAAUCUGACAAAACUCUCAUUGUUCUUCAUACUCAAAUAGAAAGCAAAUCCCAAAAUAUUAGAUUCUGCAAUUGUCACAUUCAUUAAACUUACCUGUUGAUUAAUUGAUCCUAAUACAGACCACCUCAAUCAAUAUACAGUGUUGCUGUCAUUUGUAGCAAGGAGUACCACAUCAUGAUACCUAUUCACAUAAGUAGGAUUGAAUGGGAUAAAUGUCUUAGUUCUAGACCUCAUGCAGUACUCCUGACAGGAUAUAAACAUCCUAUUAUUGGAUAGUCGGGCACAUUUGUAAACUUCUCAUUUGGACAUACAAACUGUAAAUUUUCAUAUGGAAUUCAUUUAAAAUAUCUACUGAAAAAUUUUCACCAGUAAAUUGUAUAUAUUUAUAUAUACAUACAUACCUGUACACAAUGGGCUUCCACACAGUUUCUAUUAAGCAAAUUUGUCUCUGAAAUUAUCAGUGAACCCCAAAUUAUGGUAAAAUACACUUGCCUGAAGUGCGCAUCACUUUGGGCGUUAAGUUUGAUAAAACAUGGUUGUGAAGUGAACUGUUUGACCCCACAACUAGGCCAGAAUCCAUAUAAUUGUCUCUCUUACACCUGCAUGCAUACACACUCACUGACCUUCAUUUCUAGUUAAAUGAGGCUUACCUAGUUAAGUUCCAAUUCAUGAAUGGAUUAGGAAAAUUUAAAUAGAACAUGGGAUAAAUUACUCCAUCAUUACAUUUCCAGAAGUUCAAAAUUAUAUUUGGUACCAAUAUUUGAGUUUGUACAUAUUGGAACCACUUUGAAUUUGUUGUUUGAAUACAGUAGAUUGGGGAAACUUCCUUUCUUGACCUUGAUAUUACACUGGAUUAAAAAUCAAAAGUUCACAUCCCACUGCAUUUGAUUUUAAAAUAUAAAACCUGUAAAAUUCUCAGCCAAUCCUUCUCAUUUGCCAAAAGUGUCUUGAACGUAAUUCAAACGAAAUGUUUAUACAAAGAGUGUCAAGUUUUCCUUUUUCAGUUUUCUUUUUUUUUUUUUAACUGUAAAGAUUCUGACAAAGAAACACUUAUGUAAUCCCAUUAAAAAUAAAUAAAUUUUGUUAUCUCUU
This is a messenger RNA of Octopus bimaculoides (California two-spot octopus), 4713 nucleotides long. RefSeq names its product selenoprotein N-like. Gene Ontology annotation, molecular function: calcium ion binding. Gene Ontology annotation, biological process: skeletal muscle fiber development; calcium ion homeostasis. NCBI's taxonomy places the organism in Eukaryota, Metazoa, Mollusca, Cephalopoda, Octopoda, Octopodidae. The record is from RefSeq and is a predicted model, not a curated record. Gene Ontology annotation, cellular component: endoplasmic reticulum membrane.